UGUUGUUGUUGUUAUUUUAUUUCAAUUUUAUUUUAGGUUAAUUAUGUUAUAGUUUAGACAAAAAGUGGUUUUCUUUCACAAUCUUCAGAUGUUUAAAAAGUUUAAUCGAAUCUAAGCUCGUAUAUGUUGCGGUUGAGAUUGAGAAUGAACUUGACCAUAAAUGUUUUCAUUCUUCCAGGGAGUUUAGUCUAUUUACAAAAGUCCUAAUAAAUCCUCUCUAAUUUAAGUAAUUCCAUUCACUUAGGUUUAGAUGCUUUCUUUCAAACUUAAAGUUGAGUUAAGCCUAAGCCCAGUGAGAUGUAUUUAUAACAAUUGGGUUUCUUUAUUUUUUUUGGGAAAUGUGCAGUUUUCCAGUAGUGUUAUAAGAAGUCAUAGGCCUAAUCUUGAAACCACUUCUGAUGAUAAAAUGAGUGUUUUGAAUGUAGCUGAGAAAAAUGAUGUUGCCAAACACCUCGCUGGUUACCUAUCCAAUGGUAAUUCCCAAAGGAGAGAAGGCUUCUCCAAAUUCAACAAGAUCUACGAGUUUUCUUAUUCCUUGAGAGGACAGACACGCAAAAUGGUGAUGACUUCUGUGUCCGGUCAUCUCUUGAACUACGAGUUUGUUGGUAACUACAAGAAGUGGAAUACAUGCCAGCCAUCUGAGCUGUUUGAUGCACCUGUGAGCAAAUAUUGCCCUCCAGACUAUGAGCCUAUAAAGAGGACGUUGGAGCGUGAAGUGAGGUCUUGCAAUACUUUGAUCAUCUGGACAGAUUGUGACAGAGAAGGAGAGAAUAUUGGGUUUGAGAUUAUCUCUGUCUGCCGAGCCAUUAAACCCAACAUCCAAGUGUUCAGAGCCAAGUUUUCCGAGAUCACAGCAGUGUCGGCGAGACGAGCACUCGACAACCUUGUGCAACCCAACGAUCUGAUCAACCAGGCUGUCAACGUGCGACAAGAGUUGGAUCUCAGGAUAGGGGCUGCGUUCACUCGCUUCCAGACUUUGAGGCUACAGAGGGUGUUCCCAGAUAUGCUGGCCAACAACGUAAUCAGCUAUGGAAGCUGUCAGUUCCCAACCCUGGGGUUUGUUGUGGAGAGAUACAAGGCAAUAGAACGCUUCAUACCAGAACAGUUUUGGAAAAUUAAAGUGAGUCAUGAUGUUGAUGAUGUCAAGGUAGACUUUACAUGGAGCCGAGUCCGACUGUUUGAUGAAGAAGUUGUUCGAGGUAUAUAUGAAAAGUGUUUAGAGAAGCCCCUAGCCCUGGUGGAAUCCGUUGUUUCCAAACCAAAGAGUAAAUGGAGGCCACUACCUCUAGACACAGUGGAGUUUGAGAAGUUGGCAUCGCGCAAGCUGCGGAUCAAUGUUAAAGACGCGAUGGCAGUUGCAGAGAAGCUCUACACCAAGGGGUUUAUCAGUUACCCUCGUACGGAGACCAACAUCUUUCCCAAAGAACUCAACCUGCGCAACCUAGUGCAACUACAGGCAGAGGACAGACGAUGGGGAGAAUUUGCUCAGAGAGUGUUGACUGAUGGGCCGAACCCCAGACAGGGACGCAAGACUGACCAAGCCCAUCCUCCCAUACAUCCGACAAAAGCGGCCCACGACCUUCAAGGUACAGAGGCCAAAGUGUAUGAGUUUGUUGUUAGACAUUUUCUGGCAUGUGUUUCAAAGGAUGCCCAAGGACAUGAAACUAUUGUCAACAUUGAUGUUAAUGGUGAAAAGUUUGUAGGCUGUGGUCUCAUGAUAGUUGCCCGUAACUACCUGGACGUGUAUCCAUAUGAGUCGUGGAGUGACCGCGCCAUGCAUCACUACACACAGGGACAGACGUUCCAGCCCACAUCACUGGACAUGAUUGACGGAGAGACCAGUCCGCCCAAACUGCUGACUGAAGCAGACCUCAUUGCACUCAUGGAUAAACACGGAAUUGGAACGGAUGCAACACACGCAGAACACAUAGACAAGAUUAAAUCUCGUGCAUAUGUCGGCUUGGAAAACAACAUUUACUUUGUACCUGGACAUCUGGGUAUAGGUCUGGUUGACGGGUAUGAUGACAUGGGCUUCAACAUGAGCAAGCCCUACCUACGAGCAGAGCUGGAGGCAGACUUGGUCAGAAUUAGUAAUGGUGAAAAGGACGCACAGACCGUUCUGUCAGAACAGAUAGAAAAAUACAGAGAGGUGUUCCGAUUGGCCACAGAACAGGCAGAGAAGAUUGACACAGCUCUAGCACAAUACUUCAACACUCGUCCACAAGCUGUUCCAGUCAAUGAACAAACUCCCUCCAUUGCAUCAGCUGUUACCAAGUGUCGCAGGUGUCAGUGUAAUGUCAUUGUCAGGCAGCGCCCCAACAACGCUGGAUGGUACCUCGGUUGUCUAGGGUUCCCACAGUGUCGCACCUCUCUGUGGUUCCCUGCUACAGUCACCAGCGUAGAGUUGGCUGAUAACACCUGUCCCACAUGUGGUCCAGAGGUUCAUCAGUUGAAGAUUUCCUACCAGCCAGGCACACUCCCCCCCUUCUACACCAACCCGACCGUGGCGUGUGUCAAUGGAUGUGAUCAAGACAUUCUAAACGCAUUGCAUAUGAAGUCACUGGCGUCUGUCUAUCGCGAUUCUUCAAAUCAAGGCAAUCAAGAUGAUUCAAGAAUUUCAAGUGGUUACUCCUCCGCAACAUAUUCCACAUCUAACCCCAGUGCUCAAACUGUAGGCAGACAGACUAAUUCCUUCAAUACAAAUUCAGACAGAGAGAAUGACCCAGGACCAGGUAACCACUGGAACAACCCAGGAAACAACCGUUCGUCCUUCGGAACAAACAACUCGUCUGGCUGGAACAACCAAGGAACAUCUGGCAGACAGUCCUGGGGAGCCAACUUCAGCAAUAGCUUCAAUGCUGGCCCUACAGAUGACAUUUGUUGCACAUGCGGUCUACCAGCAAGAAAGUUGAAAGUAUUGAAAGAGUCAGUCAAUAAAGGAAGAUUCUUCUAUGCUUGUUCAAAGCCAAUGGAUGAGAAGUGCGGCUUCUUCCAGUGGGCAGACGACGGACAAACAGAAGGAGGUGGAGGAGAUGGAGGGGAUGGAGGAGGGGGUGGUGGUGGAGGAGGAGGUGGUUGGGGAGGGGGAGACAGGUGGACUGGGAGAGGAGGUGGAAGUGGAAGCAGGGGUAAAAGAGGAGGUGGGGGCUCAGGAAAGGGUAGACCAAAAGGAAAAACCAACAGCGAGUUCAGAGCAAAACCCUAUGGAUCAAGUCAGGGGACCAGCCGAGGAACGAAGAAAGGAGGUGCAAGAUUGUGCAGCAUGUGCAAGGAACCAGGUCACAUUAGGCCGAAUUGUCCUCUUUUGAGAUAGCAUAUGAUCUCAAAAAACUAAAUUCAAAGAGCUACAAGACUGUUGAAAGAAUCAAAGGCAAUUUGUGGCGAUACAGAGAGCCUUUCAGAAAAUAUCAGACCAACGUAGGGAUUAUUUCCGAGUCAGGGGACAGCCCUCGCAUCAAACAUGUUGUACUCAAUCAAACUUAUUAAGUUAUUAUAAUUUAUAUUGUUAACAUAUUUAAUAUUAUUAAAAUAUACAAUACCAGUUUUCACUGUAUGUUUUUAUCAUA
Messenger RNA from Macrosteles quadrilineatus (aster leafhopper), 3566 nucleotides. It is a transcript of the gene Top3alpha, whose product is annotated as DNA topoisomerase 3-alpha. Gene Ontology annotation, biological process: DNA topological change. Gene Ontology annotation, molecular function: DNA topoisomerase type I (single strand cut, ATP-independent) activity; zinc ion binding; DNA binding. Gene Ontology annotation, cellular component: nucleus. The transcript has 24 exons. The coding region runs from base 251 to 3313 and encodes 1020 amino acids. NCBI's taxonomy places the organism in Eukaryota, Metazoa, Arthropoda, Insecta, Hemiptera, Cicadellidae. The record is from RefSeq and is a predicted model, not a curated record.